This is a messenger RNA of Rubroshorea leprosula, 1161 nucleotides long. The record is from the annotation of a GenBank genome assembly. NCBI's taxonomy places the organism in Eukaryota, Viridiplantae, Streptophyta, Magnoliopsida, Malvales, Dipterocarpaceae.
AUUUCACAAUAACCCACUAAACAAUAUUCUAAUUUUAUGGAUGAAACAUGCAGAGCUUGGACGACUAAAGCAGCUUCAGAAGAUUGAUGUCCAUGACAACUCCAUACAAGUUGGUUCACAUCUCUGUUGGGGGAAAAUUCCUUCACUUCGUUUCCUAGAUUUGUCAACAAACAAGUUAGAAGGUGACAUUCCAAAAUGCCUGUGUGAGAAUCUUCAUGUCAAAGAGCUAUUUCUGUCUGACAACUUUCUAAUCGGAAACAUUGACGCAUGCUUGAGAAAUAUGACUUCACUUGAAUACGUAGAUCUCUCUGAUAAUAGUUUCAAUGGUUCCCUUCCUUCAUUAUCAAUUAGCAACCUAACAAAUAUUCAGUCAGUUAUUCUCUCAGGAAAUGAGUUCAAGGGCAGGAUUUCACUUUCGCACUUUGCAAAUUUAUCGAGGCUAAGUUACCUUGACAUCUCAUGGAAUUCCUUGGAAGUUGAAACUGAGUCCAUAACUUGGGUUCCAUCUUUCAAUCUGUCUGUGCUAAAUUUAGCCGCUUGUAACCUCAAGACCAUCCCCAGCUUCAUUUCCUCACAGAGGCACUUGGAAUCACUAGAUUUAUCAUGCAAUUCACUCAUAGGGAAGAUUCCUUCAUGGAUGCUUGACAAUGUCUCUAAAAAAUUACAGCUAAGAAGAAAUGGUUUCAUAGGACCAUUUCCUAAGUCCUUUCAGAACAGUUCACAGCUUACUGAACUUGACAUCUCUGAUAAUCUUUUAUCAGGGUCAUUUCCUGAAGAUAUUGGUCUCAAUUUUCCAGAAUUGCAGAGUCUAAAUGCUUCAUGGAAUAAUUUUAGUGGCAAGCUUCCUCCAUCCUUUGUUAGAAUGAGACAGCUUCUGUUUCUGGAAUUAUCAGGCAAUCAAUUCCAUGGAGAAAUCCCUUAUGGCAUGACGAGCAAUAUGAGCUCUCUUCAAUAUUUGGGAUUAUCUCGAAACAACUUGACAGGAGACGCACUUCCAAAAAAUUCCAGCUUGCCUAAGUUGAGGUGGCUUUAUCUUCACGGAAAUCACUUCACUGGAAACUGUUAGCGUGUGAGAUCAAGUCUUUAAUGUGGCAGUUACAUUUAGUUUAUUUUACUUAGUGGUGUAGCAGUUUCUUUUUAGUUUGUAACUUCUUUUCAUUU